Sorex fumeus (smoky shrew) is the source of this 1053-nucleotide messenger RNA. RefSeq names its product transmembrane protein 254 (gene TMEM254). The transcript has 4 exons. NCBI's taxonomy places the organism in Eukaryota, Metazoa, Chordata, Mammalia, Eulipotyphla, Soricidae. The coding region runs from base 206 to 592 and encodes 128 amino acids. The record is from RefSeq and is a predicted model, not a curated record.
ACCCGCCCGCGGGGACCGUUGGCGCAGGCGCAGCCCGGGCGCGGCUGCGGGGACUCGGCGUCGGCGCGCUCUGCCCGCGCCUGCAGCGGGGUUGCUGCGCGUCCGGAGAAACCGGCUCCCCGGGCUCGAUCGGUCUCGGGUCUCGGGGUGGGAGGUCCGGGCCGCCUCGCCUGCUGCCCACGGCUCGGGGCCUGCAGCUCGAGACAUGGUGGCCAAGUCGGAGGCCGGCCGCAACGCCGCCGCCUAUUUCCGCAGGGCCAGACCCUUGGCCUCCCUGGUCACGGUCCUGGCGCUGGGCGCUGUCGCGUGGGUUGUCUUCUGGCCGCAGAGCAUCCCUUACCAGAGCCUAGGACCCCUGGGCCCCUUCACUCAGCACCUGGUGGACCAUCAUCUCACUCUCCUGCGCAAUGGGUUUUGGCUUGCCUGGCUGAUUCACGUGGGAGAGUCCUUGUAUGCCUUGGUCUUGUGCAAGGCUAAAGGCAUCACCAAUGUCCGAGCUCAGUUCCUGUGGUUCCUACAGACUUUCCUCUUUGGAAUAGCAUCUCUCUCUCUCUUGAUUGCCUAUAGACCCAAACGCCAAAAACGUACUUAAAGAAGACGUCUGGAAGUUUUCUCCACACUUAAGACAUUCAGCCUCGCCUAUUGGAGAGGCAUGUUGUUGUUUACUUGAUCUUUCUACUUUCUAGAAAGUUAAGACCUAGUUAUUCAUUAUUCUUUUAUACGCUCUUACCGAGCUUGAGUAACUAAGAGGAAACUGUUCUAACUUUCCAAUUCUUUAGACUUAACCUAUUUGGCAGAGGGCUUCCAGCUACCUUCUGGAGGCCCUUGGCAUAGUUGGUGCUUUCCCUCACAUCUGGUUUAAACCACAUACUUGAGGCUGGGUUAAUAGUAUAGGGGCUCAGGCACUUACCUUGAAGGUGGCUAACCUGAGUUUGAUCCCCAGCAUUUCAUAUGGUCCCCCAAGCACUGCCAGAAGUAAUUCCUGAGUGCAGAGCCAGGAAUUACCCCAGAACAUCACAGAGUAUAGUGUAUGGUCCAACAAGGACAAAAUAA